AUCACCAACAACGCACCAAAAUACCAUUUUAUAUUUCCCUCUGUGUUAUGGUCACUUCCUGUCUGAUCACUUCCUGUCUGAUCACUUCCUGUCUGAUAACUUAUGAUCACUUCCUGUCUGGUUGCCAGGUUCCCUCAGACAUCUUUGUGUGCGUCGGUUUCGGGGUCACGACCACGUUCAGGGUGGGCGGAGCCAGCAAGUCCCUGUUUACCGUCUCUGAGCCUCAGGACAAAGGCAGUGAAUGCAGCAGAUAUUUCAGCUACGAGCAGCAGAAGCUGCAGCGCCUCUGUGUGGACGAGCAGUGUCAGUGUAUGACGGCUGCGUGCGCUGCCUACAGAGGAACCAUCGAUUUGACUCUGACAGCAGCCAAACGCACAGAAGAGACCUGCAAGCCGCACAUCACAUACGGUGAGAAAAGCAGAUUUAAUGCUGAUAGUCUUUGAGGAGGAUGAGGUGAA
This is a messenger RNA of Plectropomus leopardus (leopard coralgrouper), 458 nucleotides long. NCBI's taxonomy places the organism in Eukaryota, Metazoa, Chordata, Actinopteri, Perciformes, Serranidae. The record is from RefSeq and is a predicted model, not a curated record.